Condylostylus longicornis is the source of this 4148-nucleotide messenger RNA. RefSeq names its product transient receptor potential protein (gene trp). The record is from RefSeq and is a predicted model, not a curated record. Gene Ontology annotation, biological process: manganese ion transport; calcium ion transmembrane transport; regulation of cytosolic calcium ion concentration. Gene Ontology annotation, cellular component: membrane; cation channel complex. NCBI's taxonomy places the organism in Eukaryota, Metazoa, Arthropoda, Insecta, Diptera, Dolichopodidae. The transcript has 16 exons. Bases 242 to 3880 code for a protein of 1212 amino acids. Gene Ontology annotation, molecular function: inositol 1,4,5 trisphosphate binding; protein binding; store-operated calcium channel activity.
UAAAAUUUUAAAUAUAAAACUAGUUUUAUUAUUUUAAAUUUUUAAAUAUAAUAAAAAGCUAUUCAAAGGAUUUAAUGUUUUUAACUAUAUUAAUAAUUAAUUUUAAUUUUAAAUAUUAAUAUUAUAAUAAAAUCAUUUUUAAAAUUGGAAAAUAAAUCAAUUAAAAAUAAUAUUGAAAAAUAAAUAAAUUAAUUUACACUAAAUGUUGUUCUAGUUCUAAUAAUUGAAAUAAACAUUUACAAUGAAAUCUGAAUCAAAAGAAAGUCUUGUUGAAAAAGAAAAAGAACGAAGUAGAAAACAGGAAGAAGAUGAAGAAGCUGCAAUAGAAAAUUUAAAUAUACAUGCACAGGAUGAAUACAUUUUAUCAGAAGUAGAAAAAGCUUUCAUUUUAGCAGCUGAAAAAGGCGACUGUGCCAGAGUUAAAAAAAUAAUUGAUGAAUUUAAAGACAAACCAACUGAAUUUAAUAUUAAUUGUGUUGAUCCACUUAACCGAUCAGCUUUAAUAUCAGCUAUCGAAAAUGAAAAUGAAGAUUUAAUAACAUUAUUAUUGGAAGAGGGGAUUAAUGUUGGAGAUGCUUUACUACACGCGAUUUCUGAAGAAUAUGUUGAAGCUGUAGAAGAACUUUUACAAUGGGAAGAGAAAACUCACGAAGAAGGAAAACCAUACAGUUGGGAAGCAGUUGAUCGUUCAAAAUCAAAUUUUACACCAGAUAUAACACCAUUAAUAUUAGCUGCACAUCGUAACAAUUAUGAAAUAUUAAAAAUUCUUCUAGAUCGAGGAGCUUCGGUUCCAAUGCCUCAUGAUAUCAAAUGUGGAUGUGAUACUUGCAUAGCAUCAUCACAAUCAGAUUCAUUACGUUAUUCACAAUCAAGAAUAAACGCAUAUAAAGCAUUAUCAGCUAGCUCCUUAAUAGCUCUCAGUUCAAAGGAUCCAGUAUUAACAGCUUUUGAACUUUCAUGUGAACUAAAACACUUACAAACUGUUGAAUCGGAAUUUCGUGCCGAAUAUGCUGAAAUGCGUGCAGACGUUCAGGAAUUUGUGACAUCUUUACUUGAUCAUGCAAGAACUUCAUCUGAAUUAGAAGUUAUGUUAAAUUUUAAUCAUGAAGCUAGUACAGAUGUUUGGAUGCCCGGGCAACGACAAACAUUAGAAAGAUUAAAAUUAGCAAUCAAGUAUAAGCAAAAAAAUUUCGUUGCUCAUCCAAAUGUUCAACAAUUGUUAGCUGCAAUAUGGUAUGAUGGUUUACCAGGAUUUCGUAGAAAGAAAACAUUACAACAAAUAACACAAGUAAUGCAACUGGGAUGUAGUUUUCCAAUUUACAGUUUAACGUAUUUGAUAGCACCAGGUUCAGAAAAAGGUCUUCUCAUGAGGAAGCCUUUUGUAAAAUUUAUAAUGCACUCUACAAGUUACAUGUUCUUUUUAGCAUUACUUGGAGCAUCAUCGCUACGAAUGAUACCAAUAAUGUUUGAAUUAAUGGGAUUUCCAUGGAUGCUGAGUAUCCUUGAAGAUUGGAAAAAACAUGAACGCGGAUCAUUACCUGGUCCAAUCGAAUUAGCAAUUAUUAUGUAUAUCACGAGUUUAAUAUUUGGGGAACUAAAAACACUUUAUAAUGAAGGAUUACUUGAAUAUAUCUGUGACUUAUGGAAUAUUGUCGAUUUUAUAUCAAAUACAUUUUAUGUGACGUGGAUAUUAAUGAGAAUAACUUCAUGGGUUAUUUCUCAUAGAGAUUUAUGGUACCGUAAUAUAAAUCCAUACUUCCCACGUGAACAUUGGCAUCCAUUCGACCCAAUGCUAAUAGCUGAGGGCGCAUUUGCUGCCGGUAUGAUAUUUUCGUUUCUCAAGUUGGUGCACAUUUUUUCGAUAAAUCCUCAUCUAGGACCACUUCAAGUUUCAUUGGGUCGAAUGAUUAUUGAUAUUAUUAAAUUCUUCUUCAUAUAUACUUUAGUUCUAUUUGCAUUCGGUUGUGGUUUAAAUCAAUUACUAUGGUAUUAUGCUGAUUUAGAGAAACGUAAGUGUUAUCAUUUGCAUCCAGAUGUACCUGAUUUUGAUGAUCAAGAAAAAGCUUGUACUAUAUGGAGAAGAUUUGCAAACCUCUUUGAGACAUCGCAAUCACUCUUUUGGGCAUCAUUUGGCUUAGUAGAUUUAGUAUCAUUCGAUUUAGCUGGUAUUAAAGGUUUUACACGUUUUUGGGCACUUUUACUUUUUGGAUCUUACAGUGUAAUCAAUAUUAUUGUCCUACUAAAUAUGUUGAUUGCUAUGAUGUCAAAUUCAUAUCAAGUAAUUUAUGAAAAAGCUGAUGUCGAAUGGAAAUUUGCUAGAUCACAAUUAUGGAUGAGUUAUUUCGAAGAUGGAUCUACUUUACCUCCACCAUUUAAUAUGUGUCCAUCUAUGAAACUAAUUCGUAAAACAUUAGGAAAACAAAAGAAAAGAACGAGGAGUGUCUUGAGACGAGCUUUAGAAAGAGCUCAAAGAUUACAUGAAAAAGUAAUGAAGCAUUUAGUUCGCCGAUAUGUAAUUGCAAUGCAGAGAAAACGUGAUGAUUAUGGUAUUACUGAAGAUGAUAUUAUUGAAGUACGAGCUGAUAUAAGUUCAUUUAGAUAUGAAUUAUUAGACAUAUUAGAACAAAAUAGAUUUGAUAUACCAGAUAUCGACAGGAAAAGGGACACUGGUGCCACAAAUAAAAAGGGUCGUGUGUUAGAACGUCGAAUUAAAAAAGACUUUCAAAUUGGUAUCGUUGAAACAAUUGCCACUCAAAUGGAAAAAGAUAAUUCGAAGGAUAUCUUUAGUACAAUUGCAAAAGUUGUCGGAAGAAACAAAAAUGAAAAAGCUUCUAAAGAUUGGAAUGCUAUCGUACGCCAAAAUACUAUUUCAAGUAACCCUAUUGGUUCAACAAAAUCCUCUAUGAUAAGAAGAAGUCAACGCAGUUUACGAAGAAAGAUUUUGACAGAAGCCAAUGCUGGACUGGCAAUGGAUACAGAUACAUUAGUUGAAUUUAAUCCACGACUAAGUCAAGUUACACCAACCACCAGGGUUGCAUAUGUUAAAUUUAUGAAGAAAACUUUGACUAAACGUGAGGAGCUAGAGGACAUAAAAGACGAAGGUGAUGAAAAUAAUGCUGGAGUGUCAUCAGAUCCAAAGCCUCCAGCUCCAAAGCCGGAAUUAUCCAAAGCAUUAUCAAUGUCAUCUGUUAAGAAGGAAUUAAUUAAACAAAAUACAUUGAAAAGUCAAAAAUCUGCAGAAAAAUCUACAGAUGUACUCAAAAAUGCACCAGAGGCGCCAAAAACAUCAGAACCAACCGAAAAAGGAAAAGCUCCAAGUCCACCCAACCGUAAAAAAGGAGAUGCACCCAACGCACCACAAAAACCUUCCUCUCAAAACAAACCUGAUGAAAAAUCAGCCUCCAAUCCUGGAGGAAAUCAAAAAUCCGAACCCCCUAAGAACAGCGAUAAACCAUCUGAAAAUACUGCUAAGAAGACAACAGAAGUAGGAAGUAGUAAAUCAGAAAAUAAACCAUUACAAAAACAAACAGAAAAGGGUGGAGAAAACUCAAAAGGUGACAAACAAGAAGGAGCAGAUAAAAAAGGUGAUACAAAAUUAGAUGAUAAAAUAACAAAAGCAAAUGACCAACCAAAAUCAGGAACCGAAUCUGCAAAAACGUCUUCAGAUAAACAAAGUGAACAAAAGAGUUCUAAAUCUGAAAGUGCUCAGGGAGGCUCAACCACGACAAGUACGACAAGUAGUUCCAAACCACCAGCUCCAAGUGCAUCAACUAAACCAGUAACUAAAAUAAAUAUAGGAGAGAGUACAGCUGGAGCUGGAGCAUCUGGAGAUCGAGGAAAGUCUACAGUAACCGGAAAAAUGAUUUCUGGAUGGCUUUAGGUGUCAAAAUUUUGGUAACAGUAAUAUAAAAGUUAGUGAUUUUUUUGUUUUGUGUUAUUUAUUUGAUGUAAAACCUUCAAUAAGAAGACAGACUUUUUUUAGCAAUACUUUAAUACUUAAGUACCAAUUAUUUAGCUUGUUAAAUCAUAUUUAAUAUUUCAUCUUAAUAUUCUUCAUUUGAAUAUAGUGACAAUUGUGAAUAAUAAUUAUAAUAUUAUAAGUUACAAUAGCAAUGUUAAUAAAAGUAUUAAUAAAAUCUUAAAUAUUU